AUGUCCGUACACAGUGCCAUCUCGUCUUUCAUUCAGCAAAACCCAGGGGAUGUUUCCAUUUCAAUACUGUCAUGCGUUGUUUCCUGCCUUUCAGAGCCUGGAGUUGCCUCCAAUCUUGUUGAUCAACAUCGCCCGAUCUGCUGCAAAUUCAUGGAGCACUUGAUCAAUGUCAUCAACGAUGGCACCAAGAACCCUGGUGUGCGGCUCAUGGCAAUGGAGUGCAUUUACACACUGUCCGCCAUCCCCAAUGACAAUUUCCGCCGUGGGGAUUUAUUUGAUGCAGUGCAGAAACUCAACGAAUCCUUUGAGGCCUUCCUCGAGUCACAGGCACCCAACGAGGCUGGUGACGCUGGCUCCCUGAACGAGAUGCUCACAAUAAUACUCUUCCGUUGCAGCGGGUACAACCGCUUGAACGCUGGCGAUUUGCUUCAGCAGAUUUUCAACGGUGACGACACGCGACUGGUGGCCGCUCUGCAAUCCAUUAUAAAGAAUCGAUCCCUAGAGUGGGAUAUUUUGCAUGCGUGCAUACGCUGUAUGUAUCAGUUGACAACACCUGCAAGUUACUUUGCUGCUCCUGAGGACAAUCAACCCAUUGAGACGACAAAAAUAAGCGCAUUUCAAGAUAAAGUUUCCACGUUAUUGAUCCAUCUUUCGCAACAAAAUGCGUUGCAUGAACUAUUUGUGGAAAUUGGGUCGCGCUGGGAGGCCGCAGUACAAGAGUUCCAGCUUGAUUCUAUCAUAGAAGGAAAGACACAGCUGUCCAAAGCGUUGCUUGAAGGUGUCACAAUGAAUUUUGUCAUGGUAUUCCGCUACCUUUCCGUCAUGUUGCUGAAUGUUGCGGAUUUCUGUGAACGGAUGGAUCUCGUGCACGCUUAUCAGAACUCCUUUACUGAGCGCCACCAAAACUUUCUAGUCAAAACCGCCAUUCCCUUUAUACGCCUCGCCGUUCGCGGCUGGGAGGCCACUCGCGAUCCCGCAGCUCCUGCAGACUCGCAGGAGAACCCUUACAUGAAUGUCGCCAUCACAGCGCUUCGGCUUUUGCGUUUCGUGCUUUACGGGGCGUCAAGCCCGGUGCCAGAGGAACCACUUGCAGCGGCACUCGCUUCGCUCACACAGCAGGUGCACUCGAUGGAGGAGCUCUUACGAACAGAAUAUGUGGGUAUGCUUGUGCUCGUCCUCACAACGGAAAUCCUGUGUAAUGUGAACGCCGCUGCGAUUCCCACGUUAGCGCCGCUCUUCACGAAAUUCGUAACUACUGUAGUGGAAGACAAGAGCCCCCUUCGCCCGGGAGCGCAGUUCAACACCGCCCAAGCCUUCGCAUAUUGCAUUGCAAAUGAAACAUCCACCUACUGCAUGAAUGAGAAUGAAUCCGUUAUCUUUCUCCGUGAUAAGCUUCAGGACGACGACACGGUUGCUGUCGGUCAGGCGGCGGUUGCGAUUCGAGCUCUCGAGGAACAGCUCACUGUCCUGCAGUCGCUCAUGAUGGAGCUAGCAAUUGGACAACUUCUGGGGGACCUCUGCCUACUUAUUCCCGUUGGUCCUGGAGGAGAGCAAGCAAGACCGCGCGCUAAUUGGGGUGCGCCUCCCAACCUAUGUGAUGAAGCCGAUACCGAGAAACGGCGCAAAACGGGGGACAAGAAGAAGCGAAAGCACCCACAGGAAUAUGUUUGCAUGCUUACGAAGAAACUCAUGCGCGAGCCCGUGUUGCUGAGCAACGGUCAUCGGUUCGAAUUGGACGUGCUGCAGAAGGUGGUGGACCGCGUUGGACAUGUUGAUCCGCUGACCGGCGAAGCCUUCACUGAUGAAAUCAGCGUCGAUGCGGGGUUGCAGCAGGAAAUUGCGCGGUACCGAGUAGAGAUGGCAGCACGCGGGGAUGCCAGUGCCGUGGCGUGA
Messenger RNA from Trypanosoma brucei brucei TREU927, 1893 nucleotides. RefSeq lists its product as hypothetical. Bases 1 to 1893 code for a protein of 630 amino acids. Gene Ontology annotation, molecular function: ubiquitin-protein transferase activity. The transcript has a single exon. Lineage: Eukaryota; Euglenozoa; Kinetoplastea; Trypanosomatida; Trypanosomatidae. Gene Ontology annotation, biological process: protein ubiquitination. The record is from RefSeq and is a predicted model, not a curated record.